UGCAUGGUAGCUCUAAUGACAGAAUGGUCACCAUAGAAACCACAGGCCCUCUCAAGAGCACAGAGGCCCUGGCAGGAGAAAUCUACUCCACACCUGGUAGGAACAGAAGCACCAACUCUAACGGAGCCCAGAGAAGAAAGCCAGGGCGUGAGGGACACAGUUACCUGUCACCUCGUUCCUCAAAAGCCAUCCCCAAGCCACUGGAGGGAGAGACCUUUUCUGCUGAGUCUGUCUGGAGGCCCUCCCAGCUCAGCACCACUGGAAUCAAGUCCAUCAACACUGAGGACAUUUCCCUGGAACCACAUGGCUCCUCCUGGAGAACGCCGGGCCUGAGGUGGCCUCGGUGGGGAGGGGUCCAGAAGGGAACAUGAAAAGGAGGAAACUGUGACUUCAACCAGCUGAGGCGGACUGCACUCUCCGAGGCCUAGUGCUGGCUGUGACUGUGUGGGAGAAUCCUGGGCUAGGUCCGCUUUGGAGACCUGGUGCGGAACACUGAGGGGUCCCAGCUCCCCCGGGCUGGCAGCUGCUCAGAUGCUGGAUGACAGAAUCAGGAUGGAGGCCCCCAAGAAGGAAAAGGUAGAGCAGAUCCUGGCAGAGUUCCAGCUGCGGGAGGAAGACCUGAAGAAGGUGAUGAGGCGGAUGCAGAAGGAGAUGGACCGUGGCCUGAGGCUGGAGACCCACGAGGAGGCCAGUGUAAAGAUGUUGCCCACCUACGUGCGUUCCACCCCAGAAGGCUCAGAAGUUGGAGACUUUCUCUCCUUAGACCUGGGAGGAACCAACUUCCGGGUGAUGCUGGUGAAGGUGGGAGAGGGGGAGGCGGGGCAGUGGAGCGUGAAGACCAAACACCAGAUGUACUCCAUCCCCGAGGACGCCAUGACGGGCACCGCAGAGAUGCUCUUUGACUACAUCUCCGAGUGCAUCUCUGACUUCCUGGACAAGCAUCAGAUGAAGCACAAGAAGCUGCCCCUGGGCUUCACCUUCUCCUUCCCUGUAAGGCACGAAGACAUAGACAAGGGCAUCCUCCUCAACUGGACUAAGGGCUUCAAGGCCUCCGGAGCAGAAGGGAACAACAUCGUGGGACUUCUCCGAGAUGCUAUAAAGAGGAGAGGGGACUUUGAGAUGGAUGUGGUGGCGAUGGUGAACGACACAGUGGCCACGAUGAUUUCUUGCUACUAUGAGGACCGCCAGUGCGAGGUCGGCAUGAUCGUGGGCACGGGCUGCAACGCCUGCUACAUGGAGGAGAUGCAGAAUGUGGAGCUGGUAGAAGGGGAUGAGGGGCGCAUGUGUGUCAACACUGAGUGGGGCGCCUUUGGGGACUCAGGCGAGCUGGAUGAGUUCCUGCUGGAGUACGACCGAAUGGUGGACGAAAGCUCAGCGAACCCCGGUCAGCAACUGUACGAAAAGCUCAUUGGUGGGAAGUACAUGGGCGAGCUGGUACGACUUGUGUUGCUCAAGCUGGUGGACGAGAAUCUUCUGUUCCACGGAGAAGCCUCGGAGCAGCUGCGCACGCGUGGCGCCUUCGAGACCCGUUUUGUGUCGCAGGUGGAGAGCGACUCAGGCGACCGCAAGCAGAUCCACAACAUCCUGAGCACUCUAGGGCUUCGGCCCUCGGUCACCGACUGCGACAUUGUGCGCCGUGCCUGUGAGAGCGUGUCCACGCGCGCCGCCCACAUGUGCUCAGCCGGACUCGCGGGGGUCAUAAAUCGCAUGCGCGAAAGCCGUAGUGAAGACGUGAUGCGCAUCACGGUGGGCGUGGAUGGCUCCGUGUACAAGCUGCACCCUAGCUUCAAGGAGCGGUUCCACGCCAGUGUGCGCAGGCUGACACCCAACUGCGAAAUCACCUUCAUCGAAUCGGAGGAGGGUAGCGGCAGGGGAGCAGCGCUGGUCUCUGCGGUGGCCUGCAAGAAGGCCUGUAUGCUGGGCCAGUGAAAUCCAGGCCACAAGGACAGGGACCUGGGCUCUAUGGGGACUCGACACCCUUACAGAUGCUGCCAGCCCACCAGGGCAGAAGAUCUAUUCUGCUGCUAUCCCUGGAAUAUGGGGAGAGGCCCCUGCAAGCCGAGCAGGCCUUUCUGCAGAGUCAGUCACGUGGGACAGCGCUAGGACUCUCAACCUGGGGCAGGGGGCUGGGAAGAGGAAGAGGAUCAGAGGCACCAAAGCCUUUCUUGUUACAAUCAACUACAGAGAAAGGCGUUGCACACUCAGGACUUGCAUUUUCACACUUCUUGCCUCUCACAGCUCUGGGCCUGGCCUCCCUGGUCUCCCAAGGGUGUGCCUCUGGACCUUGCAAUGGUCUGGCUUCCCUGAGAACACACCCUGCAUCGGGAGAUAGCUCCAGCAGCUUGGUCAGACCAGACCUGGGCUCCCCAGAGAGCAAGGGCUGCUGCUCACCCAAGCCUGGCUGUUUUCUUGCCUGUGACCCAAGAGGCUGGGGAGCUGUGGGAAACUGACUGUCCAGCUGCAUGGAGGGGACUUUCCAGGCCGCAAACACCCCAAAGAGACUGUUUCCUUCAUAUACCUCUACCCCUGAGUGACUUAUGGUUCUGGGAUGAACCCUCCCAGGAGAUGCCAGAGGAUAGAGCCCCAGAGUUCCUGUCCUAAAGGGACCAGCAAGGGGAAGCCUCACUCUGCACUAUCAGGAGCUCCUCCUCCUUCGAGCAGGAUGGCGUCUUCGACACUCGAAUCCCUGACCCAGGAGGAAAAGCAAGCCACCCUCAGUAUCCCUCCAAGAGACUACCCAGGCAGGCCCCUCUCUCCCUCCCCCUCCCCAAAUAUCAUGCCACCCUCUCCAUGCCAACCUGGGACUGUGGGGGAGUUUUUAAUUAAAUAUUUUAAAAUACUUCAA
Molecule: messenger RNA, 2845 nt
Organism: Peromyscus maniculatus bairdii (prairie deer mouse)
Lineage: Eukaryota; Metazoa; Chordata; Mammalia; Rodentia; Cricetidae
Gene: Gck
Product: glucokinase
Biological process (GO): glucose 6-phosphate metabolic process; glycolytic process; carbohydrate phosphorylation
Cellular component (GO): cytosol; mitochondrion
Molecular function (GO): fructokinase activity; glucokinase activity; D-glucose binding
Source: RefSeq, a predicted model, not a curated record